This is a messenger RNA of Cylas formicarius (sweet potato weevil), 5300 nucleotides long. Its product is annotated as laminin subunit gamma-1-like. Bases 246 to 5099 code for a protein of 1617 amino acids. The transcript is spliced from 10 exons. The record is from RefSeq and is a predicted model, not a curated record. NCBI's taxonomy places the organism in Eukaryota, Metazoa, Arthropoda, Insecta, Coleoptera, Brentidae.
CUUCACGCGAGGUUUCAGCAACAUCUGACUUUCAGCCGUUCGUCUCCGCGACUUGAGUCUAGUUUUAGUGGUUUCAGUUUAUAUCCGAACGUUGAGACGGCACUGCCAUCCGGCACUUAGUCGAACUUGCUCGGAGUCGACAAUCAAUUCGUGAAUGAACCGAUCAGAUGAAUUUUUGAUAUGCAUUAGCCGUUUGUAACUUUAAUAUGCUAGUCGUGUACGGUUAGGUUGCCCGCUUUCGCAUCAUGUACGUUUCGCUGUGUUUGUGUGUAUUUUUGAUCGCGUCGUUACGCGGCCGUUGGGCCCAAGCUGACGACUACGACCAUACGCCUGCGAUCGGAAGCAACAAGGAAAGCAAAUGCUACGAUGAGUUUAAUAGACCACUGAGAUGCAUUCCAGAGUUCGAAAAUGCCGCUUUCAACGUGGAAAUGACUGGCACCAACACGUGCGGCGAGAACGGCGAACAGGAGUACUGCGUCCAAACGGGAAUAACUGGAAUAAGGAAAUCCUGCGAAAUUUGCUAUCCGGGACAGCACCAUGCACGUUACCUGACCGACUUCCACAACGUGGAUAACCCCACCUGGUGGCAAUCGGAGACUAUGCUUGAAGGCAUUCAGUAUCCCAACCAAGUGAAUUUAACCCUCAACUUUGGCAAGGCGUUUGACGUCACCUACGUCAGGCUUUGGUUCAUGUCACCGAGACCUGAGAGCUUUUAUCUGUCGAAAAAGACACACGAAGGAGGUCCUUGGAUACCGUACCAAUAUUACAGCGCCACCUGUCGAGAUACGUACGGAUUGCCUGACUCUACGCACACAAAUAGGGGAGAGGAGACGAGGGCACUGUGCACUUCCGAAUAUUCUGAUAUUUCACCACUCAGAGGUGGCAACGUCGCAUUUGGUACCCUCGAGGGUAGACCGUCGGCAUACAAUUUCGAUACAAGCACUGAAUUGCAAGAGUGGGUAACCAGUACCCAAAUUAUGAUAACCUUGGAUCGCAUCAACACUUUCGGCGACGAAGUCUUCGGCGAUCAACAGGUGUUGAGGUCGUAUUUUUACGCAAUCGCCGAUGUAGCUGUGGGUGCACGUUGCAAGUGUAACGGCCACGCAUCAGAAUGUGUUGCGUCGACCAGCUCCGACGGUUCCCGGAGGAGAGUGUGCAAGUGCGAACACAAUACUGCAGGUCCCGACUGCGGCGAGUGCUUGCCGUUCUUUAACGAUGCCCCAUGGGCGCGAGCUACAGCUCAGAACGCCCACGAAUGCAAACAAUGCUACUGCAACGGCUUCUCGAAUCGAUGCAUGUUUGACCAGAAACUCUACGAGCAAACGGGUCACGGUGGCCACUGUCUGGACUGUACGGCGAAUAGAGACGGUCCCAAUUGCGAACGAUGUAAACCCAACUACUACAUGCGAGAGGAUGGUUUGUGUACCGCAUGUAAUUGCAAUGAGGUCGGAUCCAGGAACCUCCAGUGCAACGGCGAAGGCAAAUGCCAGUGCAAACCCGGCGUAGUCGGAGACAAAUGCGACAAGUGUGCCCUGAAUCACUACGAUUUUUCCAUGCAAGGCUGCAAGAGUUGCAACUGUUUGGAUGCCGGCUCUGCGUACAAUCAGCCUAGUUGCGAUCCCCGUUCAGGAGUGUGCUACUGCAAAGAGAACGUUGAAGGUAAACAGUGUCGCGACUGCAAGCCCGGCUUCUUCAAUCUCGAUACGGAUAACGAGUUCGGAUGUACGCCGUGUUUUUGUUACGGUCACUCCUCGCAGUGCAAGUCGGCACCAGGAUACUUUAGGUAUCACAUCGAGUCGACGUUCUCAAAAAACUCGGAAAGAUGGCGAGCUGAAGACGAGUACGGCUCGAAUAUCCCCAUUAAAUACGAAGGAAUCAGUCAGAGCAUAGGAGUGAAAGCCGGUGGCGAUCAAGCCAUUUAUUUCGUAGCUCCAGAUAGAUUUUUGGGCGACCAGAGAAACUCGUAUAACCAAAUACUGGAUUUCUCGCUGAGGAUAGGCGAUAGCCGGCCGAUACCCACCGCGACGGACAUUUUGUUGGAAGGUGCUGGCAGAUCGAUCACCAAUACAAUCUUCGCCCAAAAAAAUAGAAUACCAACGAUCGAGACGCAAAACUACAAAUUCAGACUGCACGAGCAUCCAGACUACGGUUGGCAGCCGAGGCUGACUUCGAGAGACUUUAUCGCUCUUCUCACAAACCUCACGAGUAUCAAAAUUAAGGGGACCUACGCCCCGCGGGGAGUAGGCUUUCUGGAUGACGUGACACUGGAGACGGCAUCCAGAGGGAUCGCGGGGAAACAAGCAUUGUGGAUAGAAUCGUGCGAUUGCCCUUCUGGUUACGUGGGUCAGUAUUGCGAAUCUUGCGCACCCGGAUUUAGACAUUCGCCCGCUUUGGGCGGACCGUUCAUGAACUGUAUUCCAUGCGACUGCAACGGACAUGCCACGAUCUGCGACUCUGAGACUGGAAAGUGCAUUUGCCAGCAUAACACUGCUGGAGACAACUGCGAAUUGUGCGCCAGAGGUUAUUACGGAAAUGCUCUCGCAGGUACUACAAACGAUUGUCUCGCUUGCGACUGCCCAAACGGUGGCGCCUGUAUCCAGAUAGAAGAGGACCUGGUGAUGUGUACGGAAUGUCCGAUCGGCUACACGGGCCACAAGUGUGAUUCGUGUUCCGACGGCUACUUCGGAGAUCCCACUGGCAGGUUCGGCCAACCAAAAUCCUGCGAGCCGUGCGAUUGCAACGCUAAUAUUGACCUCAACGCCAUUGGGAAUUGCAACACCACCACUGGGGAUUGUAUCAAAUGCAUUCAUUUUACGGGUGGCCCCAAAUGCGACGUGUGCCUUCCUGGUUACUACGGCAACGCUUUGGUUUUGCCGAAAGGCGAUUGCAAGAAGUGCCAGUGCUUCCCUCAGGGCACCGAAGAUCGCGAAGGAGAACCGAUUUGCGACCAAACUACUGGCGCUUGUAAGUGCAGGCGUCACGUGUCUGGUAUCAAUUGCGAUCAAUGCCUUCCCGGUUACUAUAAUAUCGCUAGCGGCGAGGGAUGUCACUCUUGCAAUUGCGACCCUAUUGGCGCCUACAAUCAGAGCUGCGAUUUGUACACGGGACAAUGUUUCUGCAGACCAGGAGUCACAGGGUUACGGUGUGAUCAUUGCGAAGCCCGUAAGUAUGGAUUUUCAACUGACGGUUGCAGCGAUUGCCAGUGCGACAAGAUUGGGUCCAAGGAGCUGCAAUGCGAUUCCAAUGGCCAGUGUCCUUGUUUAGAUAACGUGGAGGGCAAAAAGUGUGACCGAUGCAAAGAAAACAAGUACGAUAGGCAAAGGGGUUGCGUGGACUGCCCGGACUGUUACAAUCUGGUCCAGAAUGCUGCCAGGGCCCACAACACUAAGAUGGACAAACUAAACCAAAUUCUGAACGAGAUAGAACAUCAGCCCACAGUAAUAACGGAUGAACAGUUCCCGGACGAGAUGCAAAAAUUGGAAACAGACGUUUCCGAAUUUAACGACAAAGUAAAAAUCGCCACCGGAGAUCGCAGCGUAUUUCAGGAGAUCGUCGCCAUCAGGGAAAGGGAGAAGGACAUUUCCAGGACACUCUCGGAGCUAGAUGAAAAUGCGUUUGUCAUCAACGACAAGUCCAAAAGGGCCGAGCAGAAUCUGGAUCAUGCGGACGAAUUGCUUUUGGAAGUUGAGGAUAGAUUGGACGAGGCUCAAGUCAACUUUGAAAGCCAAGGGAAAAAGGCUCUCCAGGAAGCGUGGGAUCGCUCGAAAAUCGUAGGUCAACAGUCGGAAAAGAUGACCCAAAUAGCGCACGAGGCGAGAGAACUCGCCGAUCAUCUGGAUAAGAAAUCAGAAGAUAUCGCGACUAGAGCCAAAGACGCGAAGAACAAGUCCGUCGAAGCUUAUGAAAAAGUGAAAAGCGCGAACGUCAUGCAGCAGAACCUCGAAAUGGAGUCCCAUAAGAUGAACGCGGACGUGUUAGGUGCGGAAAUCAAGCUGAAUAAGACUAAAGUGUGGACUGAGCAAGUGAGCGGAGACGCGAGACAAGUAAAAGAUGACGCGCUGGCUCUGCUUAACGAAGUCAACAACAUCAUAGUUCCACAAGUUGACGUACAAGCCUUGAGAAGGAAAUCUAAAGAUUUAAAGGACGAGGCUUUUAGACUGGGCAAUAAAACAAAUGAGUUGUUUGCUAAGAGCGAAGAGCUGAGGCAAUCAGUGGACAACAAAAGUGACCUGAGCAAGGAGUUGUUGCAGCGGGCUAAAGAAGAACAAGACGAGAUUAAUGAGUUAAAGAACGAUAUCGAACUAAGCGACUUACAAGCCGAACAGACCAUCACAUUGUGGAAUGGGAUUCUAGCAACCGCCGAGAGUAACUUCAAGUUGUUGUCCGAUUCAGACUCGCAAACUCAGAAGAGCAAGGAGGAAGCCGAAGACGCAUUGAAUACUAUUCCUGAAAUUGAAGGCAUAAUUCUCGAGACGAGCGACAACACUGUAGACGCGCAAAAUACUUUGGACGACGCUCGGGGCAACGCAGACGUCGCCCUGGAGAAAGCCCUUCAAGCGGAUGAACUGGCUAAAAACGCAUCCAAGAACGCAGAAAGGAUUAAAGAAGAUGCCGAGGACCUCUACAGAAACACGACGUUCUUGAGCGACGAAGCAGGUUUGAUGUACGACCGUGUCUUAAACACUGAAGGCGAACUGAAGAAUCUUUUGGAAAAAUCUAAGAGCAACGAGAGUUUAGUGAACGAAGCUAAGGAAAAGGUGGGCCGAGCUGGGAAAGAUACCAGCGCCGCAUCCAAACGCGUGACCGACUUGUUAGGAGACGUCGAAAGCAUACUCUCGGAACUGCAGAACGCUCCAGAUAUCAGCGAAGAAGACAUAAACAGGUUAGAAGAGGAGAUUCGAUUGGCGGAAGAGCGAUUGCGCGAGAGUAGGCUCGAGGAACGUCUGGAGAGCCUCCAGAAGGAACACAAGGCCCAGAACGAUUUGAUCGAGCAAUACAAAGAUCAAAUCGUUGCACUUGGGAGGGACGUGGAUAACAUUGAGCAAAUCGCAAACGCUCUGCCAGACGGUUGCUACAAGAGGGUGGAACUUGAACCCUAGGAGUUGUGUGGCCGUAAAUGUAUUCAAUUUUACCAAAGACUUUAUAUUGUUUUAUAUUAAAACCCACAAAACUAAAUAGUUUUUUGUAAUGUAUGGUCUAUAGGGGAGAUUGCUUUGAGAUUGGUUUGUUUUAAUAUGCAGUAAAGUUUUGAAAACCGAAAAUUUUUCAAUUUGUUAUUGGUUACAGACCCUCCGAUCCUU